GCUUGAGCCGACGGAGACAUUUCCCGUCGGUGCAUUUUGGUUUGUGGCGCCCCCGGCCCGACCAGCAGCCCGCGCCCAGGGCGUCGUUUCCCGAGCGACCCCGACCUGCCAUGGCUUACGAGAUGCCACCGGCGUUGGCCCCGCGGCUGGCCCCGAGGCCCGAGGCGGCAGCGCUCUGCCGCCUGGGCUAUGCAGCCCGGCGCAGAAGGCCGAUCUGGGGCGCCGAUGUCGCCACCCUGGCGCUGCGCCUUCGCGCCGCCCUUCGGCCUGCCGCUGGUGCUGCUCCUCAGCGACCCGCUCAGCGACCAGUUCAUGCAGAUCAUCUACCUGACGUUGUUCUCCGGGCGGCCGGGCAGCCACGUGAUGGCGAUGCUCUUCGGCCAGGUGACGGAGAUGCCUUAUACUCUCGCGUCCAAGAAGGGGAGCCUCCUGCUGCUGCCGCCGGGCUGCAGCCGCUGCCCCAGGACAAGCCGACCAUGGAGAUGCAGUUGCAGCCAUUGUUUGCCGCUGCCAUUCAUGUUCCAAGACCGCUCACCUUGCGCGUCCCCGCGCACACGCCGGGCGAGCAGGACGCCGCUGGCCGGUUCCAGGAGGAGCCGCCGCAAGUGCUGCCGCGCAGCAGCUGGGCGCAGGGCGCGCUGCCCGCGCGCCGGCCGCAGCGACGGCGCAGCGCGGCUCUCACCAGGCACCUGGCGCGCCGCGCGAGGGGAGGGUGGCAGGUCGCCUCCUACUCCCAGCCGCGGCAGCGAUCGGUGAGACGCUGGGCUGGGCGCAGGGCACUAACGCCCCGCCGCCGCAGCCCCAGCAACGGCUUGAACGACGACGGCAGCGCGGGAGCAGGCGCGACAGACGACUCCAGCGAGAUCGGCGAGAGCGAGCUGCAGGAGCAGGCCAAGGUCCCGGACGACCUCGACGAGGACGGCGUGGACGCGGCUAGCCUGCUGCAGCCUGACCAGGAGCAGGCGCCGUGCUCCAGCCCCCGCGCGGCGGGCGGCGAGGGCCCCGGCCUCCUGCAGCCGGUGGGGGCUCAGGUCCACUUGAUUGGGCUCAGAGAGGCCACUGCCUUCAACGGGAUGUCGGCCGUGAUCCUGACCGUGGUCCCCGCCAAGGCGAUGUACCAGGUGCGUAUGGAUGACGGCUUGAUCCGGACAGUCAGGGCCGUGAACGUCCGCUCGGGACCAGGAUUUGCACAGGGUGGCGAUGAAGCCGCAGACGUGUGCCACACCAUCGACGAGGCGGACAUCAGCUCUGGCGCCCGAGGCGGCGAGGCCAAGGAUGGUCUGCUGCCCUCCGAGCCCGCGGCGAGCUCCACCACCGUCUCGCAGGCGGUCUGCGGCGCCCUCGACGACGAGGCCAUGAGCAGCCCGGCCUCCGCCCCGGCCCACGUCGUUCAAGGGAGGGUGAGCAUGUGCAUUGCAGAGGCUGACUUGCUCGACGCCGCCGUUCCUCCCGUCCGCUGUGCCGACUCGGUGAUUGAGGCGAGGCUCGCCCAUCGCCCGCCCCCGUGCUCUGGGAUUUCCCACGAUUUUCUUCUGUGCCGCAUCUGCAGCAGAUCGGCGCACGGUCGCUCCGGAUGGCGCUGAGCGCGAGUGUUGUGCCGCGCCAACCAGGCGGUCCUGGCCCGAAGGAGGUCCGGCCGCCUCGCAUCCAAUGAUCUCACACGUUGCCUCGCAGGUGUCCCCUCGAGGCUCUCGCUGCCGUGCCUGCCGUCCAGCAGGCGUGGCGCCACAGGCCGUGCCUACCGUCCAGCAGGAGUGCCGCCGCCGCUCGGGCUGGCCCGCCUACGCGCGGGACAGCCUGGGCCGACCAAAUCUUCGGACGGGCCUGAGAAGGGAUCGGGCCUUCCAUACCCUCAACCUGGCUACAGGCCAGGUUCGAGCCAGCCCAUUAUAAGGGCCACUGCACGUCGUCAUCGACAAGACGCAGAAUUCCACCACCACCCCCUCCUCCUCACCCUCGC
Molecule: messenger RNA, 1960 nt
Organism: Prorocentrum cordatum
Lineage: Eukaryota; Dinophyceae; Prorocentrales; Prorocentraceae
Source: the annotation of a GenBank genome assembly